This is a messenger RNA of Saccostrea echinata, 7987 nucleotides long. RefSeq lists its product as uncharacterized. Bases 1 to 7818 code for a protein of 2605 amino acids. The record is from RefSeq and is a predicted model, not a curated record. NCBI's taxonomy places the organism in Eukaryota, Metazoa, Mollusca, Bivalvia, Ostreida, Ostreidae. The transcript is spliced from 46 exons.
AUGGUGGAGAAUCCGAUCUGUAAAAUGGUGGAGAAUCCGAUCUGUGAAAUGGUGGAGAAUCCAAGAUGUAAAAUGGUGGAGAAUCCAAAAUGUAAAAUGGUGGAGAAUCCGAUGAUGUCUCUUGUUGGCCUGUGUCUGGUGUUUGUUGCUGUGGGAUGGAGGGGCGUGGAGGGGUUUACUCAGGUUUUUACCACACCACCUAAUUUCAUUACAUCUAUACCAAGUUUGCUGUCCACAACCGGAAUCUGUCCCCCAGGAACAAGGUAUUGUGUUGAUGGAGAAUGCAGAGAUCAGUGUGCAGAAUCAUCCAGGCUACACACAAAGUGUUCUGAAGGGGAGGUAUUCUGUUUGGCCUCAGGAAGAUGUAUUCCAAAGAAUAGUGGCUGCUCUUUCCCAGGACCAACUGUACAACCCACAACCUCACGAUGUAGUGAAGAUCAAGUGUUCUGUCUGCAAAGGGGAGCAUGUGUCCCUCGCCAAACCAAUUGUAAUGAGGGAGAGGGUGAAAGCAGAGCAACAGUGCAGGGAAAAUGUCAAGAAAAUGAGGUUUUCUGUCUUGCCUCUGGCAAAUGCCAGCCGAAAGAAGGGUGUGGAAAAGAAAAAGAAAAAUUGGUGGAAUCUGUCCAGACAAAAUGUAGCAGUGAUGAGUACUUCUGUUUGCAGAGAGGAAGAUGUGUCAAAGUUUCAGAAGGAUGUGAGGGUGAACGGACAGCACCAACUCCAACAUCAGAAACUCACAGUAAAUGUGGAGAGGAGGAAUAUUUCUGCCUGCAGAGGAACAGAUGUGUACCCAGAGUAAGGGACUGUGGUGGCACCGGGGAAGAUGGCGAUGACAAUAAGUGUGGCACUGGGGAGAUGUACUGUAUGACCACGGAUAAGUGUAUACCCUGGGAGGAGAGUUGUGAGGGGGAGAGUGGGGGAGGGACUACAAGUCAUAAAUGUGGAGACAAUGAAUAUUUUUGUCUCCAGAAGGGCAGGUGCUUACCAAAGCAGGGAGGCUGUGAUUCAAGGGGACCACAGACAACUACAGUCCCACCCUCAGUGACAAGCUCGUGUACAGAGGGACAGAUAUUCUGCCUAAAGUCAGGAAGGUGUGUAGAGAUGGAUACAAACUGUGCCAUGCCCUCCCCCUACCUGUGUGACCCGAAGCAGGAAUACUACUGCCCUGCCAGAGGAAGUUGUGUGAAGAAUUCUGAGCCCUGUCAGGGACCCGGGACCACCAUGUCCCCUUCCCCAGUCUCUAAAUGUCCCCCCAACCAGGUUUUCUGCCUAGCAUCUGCUCGCUGUGUUGAGAGAACGUGUACAGAAAAUGAAGACAGACUUCUCCCAACUUCAACUAGUUCUCCAACCUCAGCUGGUGACCGCCUCCUUCUGGUGGACAAAGCAGUCACAGUUUAUGAUGCUGUACAGUUCAGACUGUCAGAGUACAUUGCACAAAGGAGAAGUCUCAAGCUGCCACAGCAGUUGACUGUUAGACUCAGCUGUGACCAGAAUUCAGGAGUGCGCUUUUAUGCAGGGAGAACAGCCCUGGGUGAGAUGGAUGUGGACCUGACCCAACUGAUCACAGUAACUACUGAUGGGGAGGAGGCGGGUGUGGUCACCUGCAGAAUUCUCUCCCUCCCACCUGACAUAAUUACCAUGGGUUUCCAGUAUCACAUAGGAAUUGUUGCUAUUCCCAAAACUGUUACUCCUACAGUUUCCAUGGUGAUGACUUCCAUAAAUGUCACAGAGGGUGUGACCCACUGGAUAUUUGAUGAAUGGGACAAGGUGUUUCAUGUCAAUAUAUCAGAUGAAGUUCCUAAAUUUGUGUAUGAUAAGGAAAUUGUGUCGGUAAAGAACGUGACGGAAAUCUACCGAGAAGGCUUGAAAUCAAUGGCACAAAGAGUUAUCUUCCCUUUACGAGUCUCCCUUUAUGAGGUUCCUAUGGAUUCCCGUGGCUUGCCAGUGGCUACCUUAGUUACAAAGACUGAAGUGGGACCUCAUUGGAGGAGAGUUUCCUCAAAAGGUGUGGUUUUGGAGGACGAGGGAAGGACUUCCAAAUUACUUUAUGUCAAAAUACAUCCAGCUUUCAGUGGAGAAGUUCAUUUUCUUCUGACUACAAAUUCUGGAGAUCAGUUCAUGUUCACUUUGAUGAUAAUAGCUGUAAACAAUGCCCCAUAUUUGACUUCUCCAGAGAAAACAAUGGACACCUUGUCUUCAGUCUUAGUACAGCCGUACUCUGGUGACAGGGAGUUUACAGCGGGGGAGAUAAGUGAUUUAGUUUAUACAGAUGAAGAUGGGGAUGUUUUAGGGUUAGCUCUACUGGGAGCAGUCUCAGAUGUACUGGGUACUUGGCAUUAUGAUAAUGGUAAUGGGUGGAAGGUGGUACCUGUUUUAGGCCGAAUGACACCUCAUCUGCAGCAAAACGUUAGUGCUGUCCUGCUGUCAAAUAAAGACAAACUCAAGUUUGUACCAACUGUGGGUUAUCUCUGGUCCACAAGGGAGGCUCUGAAGAAGACCAAGCUGUACACUCUGGCCUGGGAUGGCAGUGACCUGACCUCUAGUCAAAAGUCACAGGGUCAUGUUCUGAUCCAGAGGUGCUCAGCAAUGAUGAAGAUGUGUGGAGAAGGGGGUCACAGUGCCUACUCAUUGGAGAUCAUCCCUCUCUUUAUCAACAAGGCAGGCUGUGAUGGACAGCCAGGGUCACAGUUAGGGGAGGAUCUAUGUGGGGUGUGUGGAGGAUACGAUGAUUGUGUGGACUGUAAUGGAAAUCUCAAUGGAGGUGCUGUGAUUGAUGCCUGUGGGGACUGUACAGAGGGGGACACGGGACUGACCAGGGACCACAGACUGGACUGUAGGGGACAAUGUGGUCUUCACUACUACGACAGUACCCUCAGCAUGUGUCUACCGAAUAAUGUGGAUGUUCAGAAACUGAUGACAUUGUUUCAGGAAUGUGAUGGAAGGAUAAACAGUGACGCCUACAUUAACAAGUGUGGUCAUUGUGUUCUAGGCAAUACAACACUGGCAGAAAACCAUGGGGAGGAUCAAUGUGGGGUGUGUGAUGGAGAGGAUGAGUGUGUGGACUGUGCUGGGGUUCCCUAUGGGGAGUCAGUGAUGGAUUUCUGUGAUGUCUGUCUGUUGAGGAACAGCUCUGACUAUAACAAAGAGUGUUAUGUGGGAUUGGGCCAUAUCAAUCAGACAAGUCUGGGAGCCAGUGGACAGAAGGCCCUGGAGAUGACCGCCUACACCAUGGCCCAGGAGGAAAAGGAGAAUCGGCCAUCAGCAUUGACCGUACAGGAGUGUGGCUUGUUUAAGAGAUCAUUCUGGAAUUUGGAUAUACCAAUGUCGGUAUUAUCUUAUGACAACAAUACAGGAGUAAUAGUGGCUCUGACUCGUCAGCUGACAGUCUACGACAGUGGUGUUUACAUGAUAGGAUGUCUUACGUAUGAUGAAGGCAUACACACCAUAAAAGUGCCACAGACUACUAAGAUAGUUGUGUUUGGCCCUGCCAAUGUCAGAAUGGUUUUCCCUCAACAAAUCAAAGUGCAACAGGGUACCAAGGUAACUGUGAGGGGAACUGCUUUCUACAAGUCUGGCUAUAUUAAAUGUGCUAUCAAAUGUCCUUAUACGGAGAGGGGCAUAGGCUGCUUCACAACAAAACUUGAACCAUCUGGAUUUAUGAUUUUUCCAGCCAAACGUUUAGAUGAAUCAUCUUGUGAGUGUGACCUGAAGAAAAUGUCAAAGGUCACCAGACCUAUGCCCUAUGACCUAACAGUGCUAUUGGAGCCAAUUACUAAAUAUUUAAUUCCAGGAUUGAAAUAUGUGAAGCUUUUUGUGAGAGCUCCUGCCCCUAAGCUGGUGUCUGCGAGGUUUGAUAAGAUGUACUGCUCAGUGACAGUCUUGUUUGAUGUUUCUGUGGAGGGGCCUAAAAACUGCAGUGAUUUAUUUGAGGAAACAAGUUUUCAGAAGCUUGGAGAAAAUGCUGAAUGUUACUUUAUGGGUAACAGACUUAUUGUACUACUGAAAAGAGGGGAGUUUUCUCUUAGGCCUGGAGAGCACCUGCUGAUAUCCAACUCAACCAUCCUUAAAAUGUUCUCAGAGGAGAAGUUCCCCUCAUUUGCAUCAGGAAGUAUCCUGGUGAAGGCACCAAAAGAACAGAUGCAGAUCAGUGCAGAUCUUAUUGGAGGAGGAGUGAUUGGCAGCUGUGACCCUUUUGAACUCUUUCUUAGAAAGUCAGGCAGUUUAGGCUGUGUGGACUUUGUCUUCAACUGGACUGUAACCUCUAAUGACAGCAACCCUUCAGCAUUGGUUUUAUCUGAUGUCAAUGAUCUACAAAGAAGACUGGAUGAUAUGCCAGCCUCUCAAUGGAGAUUUACUGGACAUGGAUCUGAGAUUGUGCCUGGAUCCACCUAUGUUUUCACUGCUGUAGUCACAAACAUGUUAGACCUAACCUUCACAUCUGUGUCUUCCCAUGUGACCAGGUCACAAGGUGUUAAACCAAUCAGUGUCCAGCUACAGGUGUUGUCAAGGAAACACCCUGAUCCUGAGAAACCUCUAAAAAUGGCUGCCAUGGUCACUCCCUCUGCUUGUAGUGGAAUCAAUAUGGAGGAGACAAGCUUCCUGUAUAAGUGGACCAGCAGCAGUGCAGACGUGGUGAUAGCAUCAGUGAUGGAACUACCAUUUGCUGUCAUCAGGAGGGGAUCUCUCAGGGGAGGAUCUAGCUACACUAUCACUGUCACAGUGUUCAAACAGAAUGAUGAGUCUGUGUCAGCUGAGGCUUCUGUGACCUUCAGCACCCUAAGUCAACCCCUAGAGGUCAGGAUCCCCCCAUAUAUACAGUCCCUCCCUACAGUGGCAAUCACCCUGGAUGCCUCCCGUUCUUCAGACCCAGACAACAUACCAGACAAACCCAGGUUCUACUGGGCCUGUGCCAAAGAGUCCAUACCAGGAGUGCCUUAUUACAUCAAGAGAGGCGAGUCAGAGGUGAUGUUAGAGUCCAUGGUCAGACCAAGCUCCCCACAGACCCCAUCACUGACCAUCCCUCCCAAUAUGCUGUCCACUGGCAGAUACAUCUGGAAUGUAACAAUGAUGAAAGGAAAGAGAUCCAGUUCUAAGUCCAUUGUGGUGGAGAUAGUUGACAACCGUGCACCUCUUAUUAUCAUGGACACUACAGAUCUCACUGUUAACUCAGGGGAACCCAUCAGACUCAGUAGUGUUAUCUCUACAUACAACAAAAAUCCUGUCAAAAUAUUCUGGGAGUGUGGACAUGUAGAGGGAUAUGACUAUGUGUUACUGGAGAAUUAUACCUCCCACCCCAGCAGGCUAGUGCAGGAAAUCAAUGAACCCCUCAGAAAUUAUGUUUUCUCACUCUAUUUGGAUAAAGGCCUGCCCUCUGGUGGAAUGUUUCCUCUAGAGAUUACGGCCGUUGCUGGGGAGAGCAUGCUCAGUAGAACAGAACAGGUCAAGGUUACUGUUAACUCACCUCCAAUGAUAGGAGAGGUCAAGAUUUCCCCACUAAAUGGCACAGCUUUGUCGACCAAGUUUGAGGUGAUGUUUGGGGAGGGUUGGAUAGACCCAGAAGGGGACAAAGUUAUUUUUUAUGUACACACACAGAAGGUUGGAGAGAAGAAAAUUUGCAGAAUGAAUGCUCGAUCCAUGACUGAUGUGGUCUCCUAUGUUCUAAUGCUGGGCACAGGAGAGUUCAUGGUUCACAUUGAGACCUGUGACCUACAGCAGGCUUGUGUGAUCCACACAGUUGCUAGCACCAUUCAUGUCAGUGAGAAAGAGAUGUCAGAGGCAGAGCUAAAUACAACUGUCGGUGAUGUCGCACAACUACUGAAGACAGAUAUGGAUAAAGCUGUUGGUAUGGCUGUGUCCUUGACCUCAUUAAUGGGAGACAGGAAUGAAUCGCAGGCUCUGGGUGGGGUUAUGAAUGAUGUUGCCUACAAUCUCCUGUCCUCCUCUUCUGCAGAGUUUGCUCCAGUGGAAGCUGUAACUGUUAUGGACACUGCCAACACAAUUUUGAAGCCGAUGGCUGAAGGAGGCUUGCUUACCAACAAAGUGAGAGGGGAGGGGCUAUUAAAGGCCAAUCAGCUGGCAUCUACUGUCAGGUCACAGCCAGGUCAAGGUGGACAAAGAAAAAGGAGAGCUGUGGAUCCCAACUCACUGACAACAGUGACAGUUAAUAGACCAAUGUCAGAAUCUGAGGGGGAGACAAUUCUGACAAGCUACUCUCUGUUACACAUGGGUAAAAGUGAGGAGCAGAUAACUACACAAGAAGCCAAGGAUUAUCUGACAGCUCUAGACAAUAUUAAGAUUGGUGUGUGUGCAGGGAUAACUUAUGCUGAGGAUGCUAUAGUGGUGGAUAAUGACCUCACCACAAUGAGAGUUCAGAAGAGAACCACGGAGACGCUGGCCACAGAGAUGAUACCGGUCACAUGUGAAAACUGUACAGUCAGCCAGACAGCUUAUGUAAUGUACGGUGCUGAGAUCAGUGACGUAUAUCACCACUGGAACUGCUCGGCAGACUUACAAUGUUACGGAGCGUGCUUCACUUCGGGGCAAAUGAUGGUCGACAUGGUAACUGCUACAUCACCUCAACGUUUUGCUAUUGACCUUGUUAGACGCAGUGACCUAAUUUCACUCCAAAUGAUUAACCCUACGACCCAUGACUUGAUGACAGUGGAAGGCUUAUCAGUACCUAUUACUGUACAGGUCCCUAUCACAGGGAAUUAUAAUGAAAGUGCCUACUCCCUUCAGUGUAAUAUGUGGAUGGGGUCAAACUGGACCAAAGAUGAUUGUGUGAGUUCCUCUCCAGAAUUCAUGGCUGACAGAUUCCAUGUGAACUGUACAUGUAACAGGCUAGGAGUUAUUGGUGUAUUUGAGGGUCCAGUUGUCAUAGAAUCAACAACUUUGCUUGAAACAACAACACAAGAAGAAACAACAGUGACAACAGAAAUGACAACAAUUAAGACUACAUCAACAACAACCCUUAAAGAAGAGAAACAUUUCACAUUUGUCACAGAAGCAAAUAUUGAACAGAAUACACAAGACGUGGUGAUAUCAGAAGUUGUAAGAUCCACCACUACCACUAAGAGUACUCCUGUUGAUGACUCCACGACACCAGUAAAUUCUGUCAGCGUCCCUGCCUACGCUGGCAAGGUGUACAUUUUGUUUGCACUCCAUGACAACUUUGCCACCAUUGUAGCUGGGCAGGAGAACAGUUUCAGGCUACACAUUAUGCAGAUCUUAACUUCCUACCUUAAAAUCCCUGCUUCCAGGAUCACCAAUCUACAAGUGGAAGAAGUCAAGAAUGAUGACGAUGAUGCUGGAAGCAUAACCAUCAAGUUUGAAGUCUUCUCGCGAGCUCUAGACUCGGAACCCACUAUGGGAGAAAUCAUCUUCCAGUUGAGGGAAGCCAUCAGAUCAGGGUCACUGGUGGUGACCUCUACUACUGGGCAGCGACUGGUUGUUGAUACCAACUCAUUUGCAUGGUCAACAUCAGAACUCAGAACAGAAAUUGAUAGUGGAGCUAAUUACACCAUGUUCAUUGUGUCCGGAGCAGUAGGGGCCUUUGUUUUAAUCAUCAUUAUGACGGGGAUUGUUAUCUAUCUGAUCAAAACCAAGGCUAACAAGUCCCAACAGGUCACCCAGUCUCCUACACCGUAUGGACCUAACAUGCAAGGGGUGGAUGUACCUAGGCCCAUGGUAGGGAAAACCAACAGUACCUCUGGUAACUGGGUGGAAACUGAGGCCAACACAGUAGACAGUGUCUCCGAUGCAGACACUUACAGAAGUUACUCGGCUAAACCUCUGUCACGUCUCCCUCCCAUUCAGUAAGCUGAGGAAGAAUGGAUUCUUCUGUUCUGUCUCUUGGAUCUCUUGACUUUAUUUUUAUAAUUUAUAUCUGAUAAAUGUAUUUCUUUGAUUUUACAACAUAUGUAUAUCCUGUUUUUUUUAAAAACAUGAAAUCAUUCUGAAAUUUCAGUGUAAAGAUUCUUUGGUUCAU